Varanus komodoensis (Komodo dragon) is the source of this 2703-nucleotide messenger RNA. It is a transcript of the gene METTL16, whose product is annotated as methyltransferase 16, N6-methyladenosine. The record is from RefSeq and is a predicted model, not a curated record. Bases 315 to 1988 code for a protein of 557 amino acids. Lineage: Eukaryota; Metazoa; Chordata; Lepidosauria; Squamata; Varanidae. Gene Ontology annotation, biological process: rRNA base methylation. Gene Ontology annotation, cellular component: nucleus. The transcript has 10 exons. Gene Ontology annotation, molecular function: 23S rRNA (adenine(1618)-N(6))-methyltransferase activity.
CGGCUUCCGGAGGCACCUUCUAUGCCCUCCCCCGAAUAACUGCCUGCUCGUCAAAUCCCGCAAGCGCUUGGCGGCGGCAACUGGGAACUCGAAGCCUCAGUUUCCCGCGGCUGCGAGGGAAUUUUUUUUACCAUAGAGAGCGAAGGCUAGAGCGACAGUAUGCUGGGCCUCCAAUAAGCGCGCGCGAGAGGCCCUUUGCAUUUUCACCAUAGAUAUUUAUACGGGAAGCUCGCGCUGUACGUGACCCUGCUUUCCCUCAUCUGCCUGUAACUUUUCCUCACGGCGUCCUGUUUGUGUCUUUACUGCCCCUCGGGAUGGCCCUCAACAAAUCUAUGCAUGCAAGAAAUAGGUACAAGGACAAACCACCCGACUUCGCUUAUCUGGCAUCAAAGUACCCAGAGUUCAAGAAACAUGUGCAAAUAAAUUUGUCUGGAAGAGUGAGUGUAAACUUCAAAGAUCCAGAAGCAGUGAGAGCCUUGACGUGUACCCUGUUGAAAGAAGACUUUGGACUUCAAAUUGACAUACCAUUAGAAAGACUUAUUCCAACUGUUCCCUUGAGACUUAACUAUAUCCACUGGGUUGAAGAUCUGAUUGCUCAGCAAGAUGCUGCUACUAAAGGUUCAGUUAUAUGUGGAAUAGACAUAGGCACAGGUGCCUCCUGCAUUUACCCAUUACUUGGUGCAACUUUGAAUGGAUGGUAUUUCAUUGCAACGGAAGUGGAUGAUGUGUGUUUCAGCUAUGCCAAGAAGAAUGUGGAGCAAAAUAAUUUAUCUGACCUUAUAAAAGUGGUUAAAGUGCCACAAAAGACACUCCUGCUAGAUGCCUUAGAAGAAGAAUCUGAAGUUAUCUAUGACUUCUGCAUGUGUAACCCUCCCUUUUUUGCCAACCAGCUAGAAGCAAAGGGAGUAAAUUCCCGUAAUCCCAGAAGACCACCUCCCAGCUCAGUCAACACAGGAGGGAUCACUGAGAUCAUGGCUGAAGGAGGGGAGCUAGAGUUUGUCAAGAGAAUAAUCCAUGACAGCCUGCAGCUUAAAAAAAGAUUACGGUGGUACAGUUGUAUGCUUGGAAAAAAGUGCAGUUUGGCACCAUUGAAAGAAGAGCUUCGAAUUCACAGAGUACCUAAAGUGACCUACACAGAGUUCUGUCAAGGUCGUACCAUGAGAUGGGCGCUGGCUUGGAGCUUCUAUGAAAAUGUCAGAGUGCCAUCACCUCCUUCAAAGAAAAGAAAAUUUGAAAAGCCCCGGAAACCAAUUACAUUCCUCGUCUUGGAAUCUACAGCCAAAGAGUUGGCUACCAAAGCCUCAUCUGUGGGAAUAGAUGCUGUUGAAGGAAUGGCAGUAGUUGCUGCAUGGAUCAGAAAACUUCUUACAGAUCUGAAGGUUCAGCAUAAAAGCCUUCCUUGUGGAAAUGAUGAAGUCAGCUUGUUUCUAACAGCUCUAGAAAAUUCCUGGAUUCACUUAAGGAGAAAGAAAAGGGAUCGAGUCAGACAACUACGUGAACUUCCUCGAGCAUCUGUCGAUUUCCUGCAAACCACAGAAGAAAAGGACCAGAAAAAUCCAAGUAAUACCACAGAAUCUGAAGGAAACAAGAGUGAAACCAGCGAAAAUGCAUCUGUGGCACUUGGUCAUGACCCUGAAUCAGCAGAAGGUGAUGGACUUAAUAGUGAACCUGAAGUUAAAGAGGGAAACAUCCAGGAACAUAUUGAAGAAAUCAGAGAAGAAACACAAGAUCUAGCUUUAGCAGGAUUGAAAGAUUCCAGUCCUGGAAAGGAGUCCAUGGUCUUAAUCACUGAUAGUCAAGCUACUGAGACUGGACAGAGUGCCAACACCUCGAGUGAAUGGUUCCUUUUCAAGUGUGUCUUAAUUGUGAAGAAAGAGGGGACAAAUUCCUUAGUAGAAAUGCACUGGAUUGAGGGACAGAACAGAGAUUUAAUGAACCAGCUGUGUACCUACCUAAAGAACCAAAUGUUCCGCUUGGUCACAACUUAAGUACAAAUGGAAAUGAGGGAAAAUACAUAGGUUUUAUUUGGAUAGUCUUGCUCUUCUGUUUAAUAUAUUCUAUGAUACCAUUGCUGUGAAAGGUGACUUUUAAAAAAUUCUUUUGAAGUGUGAUGUUCUGAAGAAUUAUGCUGGUUUUCUAAAAAAAAAAAAAAAAAACCUGGGUUGGAUCCAGACUAAAUUAGUUGCAUUUAGCCCUCAUUUAAAUCAGUGGGACUUAAGUUAUGGACUAACUUAUAUACUUGAUGCCAAUGAAACCUAAGAGCGACUAAUUUAUUCUUGGUCCAGCCCUUCACUUAACAGCCUUUCAGUAUUUUACUUGAGCAACAUACAUUUAGAAAAUAGCACUGUAGCAGCUUUUAGAAGGGUAAUGUUAUUGUAUAAUCUUCAUCUGUUUUUCCAUCUGCCCAAAGGUUCUCCACUAUAUGUGUAUCUUGCCUCCCUCGACAAUUUCCUAGUAAAUACUCCUGAACUUCAGAUUGCAAUGUAAACAGGUAUUUUUCUACAUAAUGCAACUCCAGGUUUGAAAGAGUGAGGACUGGACAAAAAUGGCACUGUUUUGUUUUGUUUGUUUUUGGCCAUGAAAUUGUGAAAACCAGUAUUUGUAGUACUCUGAUGAAUCUUGGUGAUAAACACAUUAUUUUUAAAAUGUAAAGUUCACGUGUAGUUUGAAUAAAACCAGAGUAGAUGAAAAGCUAAGAUAUUU